Molecule: messenger RNA, 9743 nt
Organism: Anopheles gambiae (African malaria mosquito)
Lineage: Eukaryota; Metazoa; Arthropoda; Insecta; Diptera; Culicidae
Exons: 5
Coding region: 246-1934 (562 amino acids)
Source: RefSeq, a predicted model, not a curated record
GAACUGUUGCUUGGGAGCGCAGAAAAGGAAGACGCCAUUUUGAAACAGUGAAAAACCAAGCUACCCGGUUCCGUGUAAAAGAGUUGCAUGAUCGCUGUUUGUGGUGUGUCUUGACGUGCUAUUUGAGUGAAUUUUGCGCCCCUGUUUAUUGCCAACCGCAUUUUAUUAUAUUGUGCAACGAAAUAGCAACCCCCGAGAACGGAAGUGAAGUAUCCGUUGCCAAGUGUGAACAGCUUACAUAAAUAAUGAUGGAUAUGUCCGGUCCACCGAGAGGUGGCUAUCGUGGCCGUGGAGGACCGCCCCGAGGUGGAUACAGUGACCGGGGAAGCUCACCAUUUCCAUUCAGAGGUCGCGGCCGUGGAGGCGGACCACCGAUGGGUCCCCGUAUGGGUAUGGGAGGCGGUGGCCCCCCUAUGAUGCGUGGACGAGGGGGAAUGAUGCGAGGCGGCGGUCCCCCAAGGGGUAUGGGUGGUCCGCCACGAGGCGGUGGUCCACCGAUGUCGCGCGGUGGUCCAUACGGCGGUGGUGGUGGCGGCCGCCCAAUGGGUGGUCGUUCCAAUUAUGGAGGCCCUCCGUCCUCGGUAUCGAACGGAUCGGGACCGCCCGCCGCUAUUGCUGCGGCAGAAAAUGGCGACGGUGGUAAGGUGGCGGAAACAAACGGUGCAACUAAAGCCGUCUCGACCACCUCGAGCGGUGGAUCGGGUGCUGGCCAAAGUGGUGGAAGUUCCGGCGGUUCGGGCACCGGUGCUGCCCAGGGCGGUGCAUCCGGUGGCUCCGAGACAGAGCACAUGUCACCUAAGCAAUCGAUAAAAACGGCCGAUUCGAGCAGUUUGGCGGCCGGAUCGCAAGAAUCGUCGAUACAAUCCACACACUCGUCCGCACCGUACCAUUCGUCUCCGCGCGGAAUGUCCCGUGGACGGGGCGGAUUUAUGUCACGCGGCAUGAGUCGCGGCCGGGGUGGUGGCGGAGGUGGAUACGGCGGCGGUGGCGGUGAUUACGGUGGGCCAAGGCCGUACCGCGGCGGAAUGGGCGGAGGCCGAGGACGAGGCGGUGGUGGCGGGUAUGGUGGUGGUGGCGGCGGUGGCGGCUACGGCGGAGGUGGUAUGUCCGGUGGUGGCGGUUACGGCGGAGGUGGUGGUGGAGGUAUGGGUGGUGGUGGCGGUGGUGGUGGAUAUGGCAACGCGCCACCCUCCUCUUACAACCCGAUGGGUGGCUACGGACAAAACAAUGGUGGUCCGGGAGGUGGUGGGUACGGUCAGGGUCCACCGCCACCACGCCAGUUUGACUCACGCCAGCCAGCGAACCCGUCCGCCGUACCGCCGAUCAACAAGCGCGGUGGUAUCCCUGGAGUGGGAGGCCCCCCGGGACCGAAGCGUGGACGUUACGACGCUGGCCCGCCAACACGCGCACUGCCACCGAAGGCUAUGCCACCGCAUCACGGUGCGGCGGCUCCGGUUCCGUCGUACAGUGCUCCACCCCAGCCUAUGGCCAACCACGGUGGCUAUAGCGAUCCGAACGCGCAUGCUCCACAAAUGGAACAUCAGUACACGCACACACCUGCGGCCAACACUGGCGGAUAUGGAAACACGGCCGCACCGCAAGCCGGCUACGCCAGCAACGGAUACAGCCAAAGCUCGUACGGCAACACGACGAUGGCUAGUACCGGGUAUCCCAGUACUGGCACGGAGUACGAUACCACACACUAUGAUUAUAGCAAUACGGCCACAUACGAUACACGCUAUCAGUCUGGCUACACGCAGGAUUACAGCCAAACGUACGGCACCACCGCGGACUAUAGUGCUGUUUCGACAGACACAUACGCCAGCCAGCAGUACGACGAUCGCUCCACUGCCUACAGCGGCUACGGUAAGUACGACAUAACUCAUGCUCCCUUCGUAGAUGCAUCAAUCUUUUCCUCCUUUCCUUGCAUUUAAAUACUCUGCAUUUUCCUUGAACCAUGGUGGUAACGUUACCAUGGUGACCGAAGCCUGUAGACACUUACUGCGAGCGUGCCAACGCUCUAACUGUGCAAUAGUGUCUACCUAAUCGGGAAAGUAGAAUGAUCUUUAAAGAUUGUUAAACUAAGAACAGUGAGAAUUCGAUACCACUUAGCGAUUAGUGGUUUAUAUUAUUAUUUCAUAAAACAAGAGUACAUUGUACGAUACAAAAAAACAAAUAGAAGAGCCGGCUCUAUAAACCAUCGUAUCGUAAGUUUUACGACACACUGAAAACAGUGAAAGUAAAUUAAAGGUCCGUAUAACAAAAUGAUGUCGAUCGAGCUCGAUCAAGUAACAAAGUACAAAUGCUAGCGAUAAAGUAAAGACAAUCAUUCUAUAUUAUUUCUUGCAACAAACCAAUGCAAUGAUACCAAAGCUAUGAGAAUCGUGCAAUUGUGAUAUAAAGUAGACGUUACGUGACGAUUAUCAGCACGAAAUAGUGAAUUAAAUACCACAUUCGCACUAUCGAUGCGGAAGGGUAGGAAUGCAAUGAGAAUUAAGUUCGUUUUUUUUGCAAAAAUAAUCUAUUACCAACCGAAUUAUCAUUCGUAGCAGCUUAGGCUUGGGAAUAAUUUACAUUUUAAUGUUAUUAUUUCAUCAUUAAUUUCAUUCUUAAAGAAUUCGCGGGGAAAAAACGGUCGUAGUUGAGCUUGAAGAAAAAGAAAAUAUGUUUGAAAAAAAAAACAGGCAAUACGUAUGGAGUAUUUUGUUGUUGUUAAAAACAAGUACGACUUAAGACGAGAGACUAUGACGAAAUGAACUGAGCAUACAUAUGCCAAUAAUGCAAAACAGUACGAAAAAUAACGCGAUAAGCUAUUCAAAAACACGAUGUGAAGGACGCAACUGAAGGAAAUGAAACAUAUUCAACUCUAUCACACAUUAAUCGAAGAACAUAUUUUGUACAUUUGAUGAAAUAAAACGCUAUAUUAAUAGUCUUUUCAUGCGUUAUGUAUGACUAGUGAGCGGUUGAUCAAAAUAUAUAUAAAAAGAGCGUGCAUUAUGCAGUGUUAUGUAUUAACCGCCAUUAACCGCCACGAAGAGAGACAAACUUUAAAACAUAUCAAGCAAAUUCUGCCAAAUGAAAAUACGCGAAGAAUCAAGAAUCAAAAUACGUACGAAAAAUGAUAGUUAAAUCAACAGCAAAAGAAAACUCAACUGCGAUCGUGGGGAUGAAGAGGUUUUACGUUUCUUUUAAGUUUUAUUAGCCACGUACAGGGCCGAGAUGAUAUAAGAUGGAGGUGGUCUUAAUAUUUGCGAGAUUAUUUAUCAUUUUGAAACAUGAAUUACGCUAUAAUUGAAUGCUUCCGGUAAAGAACGGAAAACAAUCACACAAACCAAAGUAGAAACAUGGAUUGAUCAUUAUUUAACCUUCGCCAAACAAAAAGAUAUAUAUUUUCUUUACUAUCCAAUGAUACAUGCAAACAGCUAAUGAAAAAUGAUUCAAUUUUCUUCCCCUACCAUUCUCUGCCUCAAUUUCCUUUCCUUUACAAAACCUCCCUGGCCUCUUCUUCAACCUAUUCGAACCCAACCGACCAUCAUUAUCAAUAUUUCAUUCUUCCAACUAGACGCGCAAGCGUAUUCGCAGGGCUACGCCAAAACUGAUCAAUACGCACACAGCGGUUACUAUUAAACAGCUUAAUUAACCGGCUAAUCAAAAGCAAAAACGAUACCGCGAGCGCAUGCCCAAAAAAGGCAAAGGGAUGAUGGUAUAAGGAAUAAGAAGGGUGUGCGAGUGUGUGCGCGACAGAGUACGGAGAAGAGUACACAUCAAACUGCAGCUGCCGCUACUCUUAACGCGAACAAUAACGGCGCAAAACAGCUUUCAAAGAUAAAACUCACACAUACACACUCUAAAGGCCAUGCUGUGCAGUGGGGAAACAAAAACUAAAUAGUCAACUGAAGUGUGCGCGCGCGCCUGGGGUGUGCAGGAUCAAUACACGUCUUCAAGAGAAUGAAUCCUUUCUCGGCAAUCACGCGUCAAAGAAGAUAGGAUGAUAAGCAAACAGUACAGAGUUCUAUGCAAAACGCAUCUCCCGAUUGUGUGGUGUGUAGCCUGGUGUAAAGUGGGGAGGUCUCCCCCCCCUGUGCACUAUUACUCAACAUGAUAACGAACUCAUCUAUUCAGAAGACCAAAAAUUAAUAGAGAAAAACGAAAGGAACAAUGGUUUUUGCCACAUCGCGCUACGCUCCCAUACGAAGGGCGUAGAGUUACACCUACCGACCGACAGCGAUCGAUCAUUUACAAGAUGUGUACAGAACUACCUAAACGGAAUCGGCUAAUGCCGUGGAAAAAAAAGCCAGCAUCAGCAUAAAUAGUAAGCAAAAGCGGUGGUAGGCGCAUUAUUCUGCCAGCUGGCAUGGGAUGCUCGUUUUAGCAUAUUAGUAGUUUAAAAACAAGAAUCAUAACAGCCGAGUAGUAGCAGUCUCUUAUCAGUUUCAAGCAGAUAGUGUGAGCAAUUAGUACGUAAGCACAGUUCGUGAACUAUUGCGCAGAAUUAUUAAUGACAUAGUGGGAACAGACAGAAAGAGAUACACAGAAAGAAAGCCAGGUAUCUAUCACGUUUGAUGAACAGAAGUUUUGUUUUAAGUUUAAAUGUAUUCCACAUACACACAGGGCGACGACAAGCUCGAUAGGUUUAAAUAAUCUAGCAAAGGAGUGCCCGACAAGUGGACAGCAGGAGUUCGAUAUGCGUCUUCAUGCAAAAGCGACUAAAAUUAGGAAGUUAGCUCAGAGCAUGCGCAGAACAUUGGAAAACUGCAAGACACAAACGCAAAAACAGGAUUGAAUUUGUAAUAAUUUGAUUGGUUUUAAAUCCCUUUUAUUUGUUACAAAAGAUCAUCAUGCAAGAGUUUCUCUUUAAGGUAUCCUUUUUUGUUUUGUAAAAGUAUGACUAAGCACACAGACUCUUAGAACCCAAUAGACGAUACUAAUAAACCCAAUAAAUAGUGUGAUUUUGUUUUAAAGCGAAUUUUCUCAAAACAGUUAGUAACUUAGCUUUUUAUAUACUCAACUGACUUGUAAAUGCUUUGAGUUUUUUUUUUCUGACGCCUUCGAGAGACAAUUAUGUAUUUCCCUUUAUCUUUCGUUAUCUUCCACUGAAAUAUAUUGUGUUAUAGUCAUAAAAAUGCAGGGCUCAGCAGGACGCAGCAAGGCAUUCAAACAUAUUUUUUGGCUACCACUUAGAACGUAAGCUUAAGGAAUAAUAAUAAUAAUAACAAUAUAGACUAGAAAUUACAGUGAGUAGGGAUGAGGUGCGUGUUAAGCAAGAUUUUUGGCAGGCAACUUACAGCCAAUUUGUGUCCGAGUAUGCGUGCGAAGGGCAAAUUACACAUCGGAAAGGGUUUAAGCAUUUUUGAAAGCAAAGUAUUGGCAGUGGUAGUAGGUAGGUAAGGUGAGUCAGUUAUGGAACUACGUUUUCUAUACAUAAUUUGACUUUCACUUGAAAUGUAGUCGCCCCCUUUCCGCUCAGUCAUUUAACGCAAAACGUGAAAGAUGUCCAAGCAAGUCAAGCAAGUAAAGGGAUCAGUUUGUGCAGAGUGUACUAUCUUACGGUGGAGCAGCAGAAACGAAAAUAAAAUGGAAACAUUAAACCAACUACACACAACCAACCGAUAAAGCUAACCAUAAAUAAAUUUGGUAACACAAACCGUACAGUAUGCUUUAGAGGGCGCGUUUCAUUAUUUUACCUACUACACAAACCUUUCGUAGACUCCGGUAUCUCUCAAACGAAAUAUUUUAUUAUUCUCAUCAUUUUCGUGUGUAACGUCCUAUUUUGAUGGCAAAGGCAGAGGAAGAAAAGCACGUUUUUAUGCCCUAAGUCGUACAAAAAUCUACAAUACCAAUUGCUCAAAGCACUGAAAGAAGAGGAAGGGACAGGGAGAGGGUACACAUGGUUAUGUGUUGUGGAACAUAUACAUAUCAACGAGUACGUACAGGUAUAUAAGAGAGUUUACCUGUAAGGAAAUGAACACUUACCUGUGUACCGGAUGGGGGUAACAAACAGCUUUAAUCUCUACAUUUCGGUCGGUACCAAAAGCAAGCAACGGCUAUGCAAAGUUAUGUUUCGAAAUGAUUUCAUUGCAUCCUCUUAUCUAUAGAACCUUCACCGAAAAGUCAUUCCCUUGAAAGACAAAAGCUACCUGGCUGUUGUAAAAAUCCAUCUACCGGGUACCUGCAAACGCCCUAAAUCUACAAAAAGGUGUUCUCUCUACCUAUUAUGCUGUAUAAUGUCUAUAGACAAGCAACAGGCAAACCUUAAAUAUGAAUUAUUUUCAAUAUUCGUUCGUAUUGCUAAUCUUAUAACAGUAAUUUUUGAGUAAAAAUCGUACCAAUAAAUUCCAACGUUCAAAGCUUUACGAUAUUGAAUUAAUUCAGUAAAUAUAGUGUAACAACGAUAAUGGUUAAAACAUGUCUUCCCUUUCCAAAAUGUUACAACAGAUCUAAAAUCAGCUCAGCGUAUUUGCUGCGUGCUACGCCUUCGUAAUUAUUAAAAUUGAACCAAAUUAUUAAUGUUUUUUUUCUAACAAAUCCAAGCAUAAGAAAGGAGAUGAACGCGAUGUAAUGCAACGCGCUAAUAGAUUAUGUGUAUGCAUCGUAAUCAUUUGCCGUAGUAGAACCAAUCGGUUUCUUUCAUUGUUGAAUGUUGGGAUUUAUUUUGUUUAAACCGUCAUAAUAUAACGAUGAAAAUAGAAGACUUGAAACGCCACAAAGGUUGAAACUAAAUUAUGAAUUUGAGUAAUUUCACUAAAGUUGAGCAGUGCUUAUCUGCUGGCAUGGAACUAGAAUGGGAUGUGAAACCUAUUAUUCCUGAUUUUCCUAAAAAAAAAUAAUUCAAAUCUGUCCUAAACAUGUGCCUUUCCAUGGGUUUAAGCCAUAGAUGAUAACGGGGAUUAGAAUGGGAAUGUAAUCGAUUGAUAUCCGAUUGACAAACAAACAAAAACAAGAUGACGAACCAAAUCAGAAUCUAAACACAACUGAAAACAAUCUGGAGAAAAUAGUUACGAAAUGAGAAACGUCUGCACGCAUUGUGUCAACUGCCAGAGAAAACAAGGUAAUUAUUGGUAUUUAAUAUGUUUGCUAUUCAAUGCUUCUUAAUUUAAAAAUCACAACCACUUACGAUAUGCCGUCCUGUAGUACAUAUUCAUAGUUUGAUUAUACACAUACGUAAAUAGGAAGAACCUCCUCACCACUGCUGAUCAAUCGGCAACAGCUGAACGGUACACUGAUAAUAAUACCCAAUGCACAGUUUGAAUAUAUUUUUUUAAAUAUAUGAUUUUUGCGGACCCAUAUAUGAAGGUGAUGGCCCCAAUACGGUGCAAUUCGACGUUGGUAAUUUAAAAUUUCGAAAAAACAAACAUUUUAGUUCGUUAAAGAGACUAUUAAUGAGCAACGAUAUUAUGAUAUAUAAACGAGUACAUUACAUAUAGCGAUUAUACAUGGUCGAAUGUGUCUGACUGCCGCAAGGAAAACUGUGUAAAUUUAAAAGAAAUCGCACUAAGUCAAAUACCACAAUGUGUGCAUUUAAAAGAUUAUUUAUUUUGACUAAACAGUCCCCUAUAUAUACUAUAUUAUCUGACUGAAAAAAAAACGCAAUCCUGAUUGCUGCACUGCUGGGGGAACGCGCAUGCGUAGUAAAAAAAAAUCAAGAAAAUAUGCUGUACAACAAACAAGCCAUAAAUUUUGUCUAAUUUAUGUUGAAAUUACCAAAGACUGUGAUAAUGCAUCUCUCGCGCAUUUGAAAGGAUGCUUUAUUAUACAAAAAGCGAAGUAGAAUUAUAGAUUCUAUUUAAAGAAUUAACCACUAACACGAUAAUAAUAAGACACACUUUUUAUAUAUCGAUACGUAAACGAUGAUACGUACACUGUUGCACUCGUUUGGAAUAUUUAAAAUUAUUUGCGAUCUUGCGAAUAGCUUUUUAAAGUUCAUACCUAGAAAGGGUUUACCGGCAAUAAUAUAAGGGGAAACGUAGCUAGCAUCCCCGAAGUGGCCAUCUACUGGAGAAAUCAAUUCCCCAUGGACUGCUACCGUUAAUUGCCGCAUAUGCUGUUUGGGUAAGUUUUGCAAUCUAAAUAUUCUUAUUUUACAUUAACAUACACAAAUGAUGGUUAAUAAAGAUAUACAAGCUAAUGACAAAAAACAAUUUUUCGCUAAUGUGUUGAUUUUUCAUUUAUUCGAACUAUUCUGUGGUGUAACGUAACCGUCGUUUUGAAAUGGCCAUGUCCGCCAGUUUCCGUUAUGUCCCAAAAUAUCCCUUUGGUUUAGUCAAAAUAUGCUGCGAGCGAAAGCGUUAAAUUACCUUUCGUACAUUAGGUAUUUUACAUUGGAAAUGGAAUUUAACAAAUGUAUCAUUUUAAUUGCAUCGUGCAGUUUUUGUAUUAGAUUGUAACGUACAGCAAGAGAGAUUCAGAUCUCCUAUUUUAAGCUUUUUAAAAAUCAUUUACCAAACGAAACCAGUUGCAAAUUACCCCAAACGCACAAAUUUAAAUUUGUACCCUUGUCAGUUUUGGGCCACAUUGGCUCGAACUGUCACGAUGCUCAAAAUUCUCACAACCACCCUGUUCGAGGCCAUCUGCCAAAUGGGCUGAAUGCGUGUGUGUGCGUAAGCUUGCUGAUGAGAAAAAUCGACCAACGGCUAUCGUGCAUGUGUGUGCGUGAUCUUUUACGCCUGUUUUAAGCGUUCUAUUCGUGCGAAAUUGAUGAUAAAUCAAGUGAACUUUAUAUUAUUCGAGAUUUUCAAGCUCAUUUCUACUGUAUUCACAUAUUUGGCGAACAAUUGUGACGUUACGAGAUGCAAAAAAUAGUCGGCGUCAGUGUUGGACCGCUAAUAAUACGCAGUGUUGUGGUGUGUGUGUGCGGUGUGCAUUGCACGAACACAGUGACCGUGUUGGACGUUGUCAAUAUAAAAAAGAGCAUACGAUGGUGAAAAGUCGGCCAUUUCUAACUGGUGUGUGAAGCAGAGCAGUUGGUGCGUGCGUGAGUUUCUGCGAGCAUUGCCGCGCGGGCGCCGGGUGUGUCUCCCGGUAGCACCCCCGGUUGUUGCUGGAAGGGCGUUGCUACUGCAGUGGCGGCAGCUGAGCUUAGUGUGGCUGGCGUGUGGCAAACCGGCAUCGCAGUUCAGUUAACCCUCGGAUGCGGUCCACGGCACGGCUGUUGCAACAAAAUGGCUGCCGUCUGGUGAUAAACGUGCGCGGCAAAGCGUUGGCGUUAUUUCCGUGGAUGGCGUCAUGUCGGCCUGCCGCAAGGUUAGAAAAUCAGUGCGUAUGUCCGAACCGGUUUAACCAGCAUGGAACUAGCGGCUGUCAGUCUUCGAUUAGAAAAUGAUCGCCGUUCUAAUUGGCGUGUUCAGCAUGGACCACCUUAAGGAAACGACCCAUCGCGUCGCCUAAUUCCCCAUCAACGUGCGUCGCAACCGCGUGGCUUGUCUCUGCUCGUGCUGAAGCGGCUCAUGUUCCCGGUAUUAGAAGCUGGCGGCGGAGACACGCCGGUACGCGGUGUGAAGAUCAUGGUUAACGACUUCACCAACACCACAGCACUUCAUAUUCAUACAUGCGCAUCAGUGUGUGUGUGGGUAUAAAUCAUCGCGAUUUCCACAUUGGAGUGGAUCGCAAUCGGGAGAGCGAAAGAGAUGCAGUAAUAGACCGACUAUUCGGCUUUUCAGCACUAAGUCUCAGCAGCUCUUCUUUCUUCAGGCCGAUGGCAUGGAAAGCCAUCCUGGCUGAAAAGAUCUUUUAAACAACCACUAAAA